Strongylus vulgaris is the source of this 501-nucleotide messenger RNA. Lineage: Eukaryota; Metazoa; Nematoda; Chromadorea; Rhabditida; Strongylidae. The record is from the annotation of a GenBank genome assembly.
AUGACAAAUGAUUCAGAUGGCCGAUUACGCGGCGCUUUCGUGCUCCAGGUGAAAAUCCGUGCUACACUAGAUUCUGCUGUCGGUAAAAUGUCGGGAUUUUCCGAGGUAGCAAUGCGUGAAAGGUUGGCGAAGCUUAGGCCUCAGCAAGAUUCCAUAAACACAUUAUCGCUUUGGUUGAUGCACCAUCACCGCCAUAUGGAUGACAUCGUGCAAAUCUGGCUGAAGGAGGUCCGAAAGGAGACGAACUCUUCACAAAUUGUUAAUUUGUUGUACGUUGCUAAUGAUGUCAUACAGAACAGUCGUAAGAAAAAUCCAGAGUUCAUGACAAAGUUUUAUGGUGUGUUGGAGCCUGCAUUCAGACAUGCUGCCAAGAUAUCUGGCCCAGAGCUGGACAAAGCUAUGAUCAAAACUCUCAACGUUUGGAGAGAUCGACAGAUUUACAACGAAGAGCAGUUGUUACCGUACUUUAUCCUUUUUGCUAUAGAAUCCCUUGGGCGCUAA